This is a messenger RNA of Penicillium chermesinum, 1200 nucleotides long. RefSeq names its product ATP-dependent RNA helicase eIF4A. Gene Ontology annotation, molecular function: ATP binding; mRNA binding; RNA helicase activity. Gene Ontology annotation, cellular component: catalytic step 2 spliceosome; nucleolus. The transcript has 4 exons. Bases 1 to 1200 code for a protein of 399 amino acids. NCBI's taxonomy places the organism in Eukaryota, Fungi, Ascomycota, Eurotiomycetes, Eurotiales, Aspergillaceae. The record is from RefSeq and is a predicted model, not a curated record.
AUGGCGGACGGGAUUGACAGACGCGCAGAUGAGCGGAUGGAGUUCAACACCUCCAAGGAGGUGACGGUGGCGCCGACCUUCGAGGACAUGCACCUGAAGGAGAGCUUACUUCGCGGAAUCUACGCCUACGGUUAUGAGUCCCCAUCGGCGGUUCAGUCGCGUGCCAUUGUUCAGAUCUGCAAAGGUCGCGAUACUAUUGCUCAAGCCCAGUCCGGUACUGGUAAAACUGCGACUUUCGCGAUCAGUACCCUCCAAGUCAUUGACACGGUAGUCCGUGAGACUCAAGCCUUGGUCCUUUCCCCCACUCGCGAACUCGCAACCCAGAUCCAGUCAGUGAUUAUGGCACUCGGCGACUACAUGAAUGUACAAUGUCACGCAUGCAUUGGCGGUACCAAUAUCGGAGAAGAUAUUCGCAAGCUCGACUAUGGGCAGCAUGUCGUUUCAGGAACACCCGGCCGUGUCGCAGAUAUGAUCCGCCGACGCAACCUCCGCACUCGUCACAUCAAGAUGCUCAUUCUCGAUGAAGCAGAUGAGCUUCUGAACCGCGGUUUCCGUGAGCAGAUCUAUGACGUUUAUCGCUAUCUUCCUCCCGCGACACAGGUUGUUGUGGUUUCCGCGACUCUCCCUUACGAUGUGUUGGACAUGACGACCAAAUUUAUGACAGAUCCUGUGCGGGUCCUAGUCAAGCGUGACGAGUUGACGCUUGAGGGAAUCAAGCAGUACUUCAUCGCUGUGGAGAAGGAGGAAUGGAAAUUCGACACGCUUUGCGAUCUUUACGACACCCUUACCAUCACCCAAGCUGUUAUUUUCUGCAACACCCGUCGCAAGGUCGACUGGCUUACCGACAAGAUGCGUGAGGCCAACUUCACCGUCUCCAGCAUGCACGGAGAGAUGCCUCAGAAGGAGCGGGACAGUAUCAUGCAGGACUUCCGACAGGGCAAUUCGCGCGUUUUGAUUUCCACCGACGUCUGGGCCCGUGGUAUUGAUGUCCAACAAGUUUCACUCGUCAUUAACUAUGAUCUCCCUACGAAUCGUGAAAACUACAUCCACCGAAUUGGUCGAAGUGGUCGUUUUGGCCGCAAGGGUGUCGCCAUCAACUUUGUGACUAGUGAUGACGUCCGUAUCCUACGCGACAUUGAACUUUACUAUUCUACGCAGAUCGAAGAAAUGCCCAUGAAUGUUGCGGAUCUCCUUACCUAG